AUGCCAGAAGCUUUCAGCCUUGCCCCAGCAAGCGGAGGGAACGACGCCAUGCAGCAACCUUUGGACAACGAAUCCGGGGGCCAGCCCGGCCAUGCGAUGACGGCGGAUAGAGACCGUCUUACCUCCGGCGCUUCAAGCUUCGCCAUCAAGCUAGGCGGCCAGAUGCAGCUCCAGGCACAGCAGAACCCCGAAUCUGUCGUCAGCUUGUUCGAGCAAGCAGUGCCGGGCCUCGCAGACAGUGUCGUGAGCAUCUCACCGCUCAUCACAUCCCAGACUCCAGAAGCGCUCGCCGAGCUUAUAGAACGGGCACGGAGUAUGGACCCAGAAUACCAACCACCAAACUUCAGCAACUGGUAUAACGUGAAGUUCCAGCCUCGUGCUACCACCGCGCCUGACACUGAGUUUAUCCGUCCGCAAGAAGUCAAUGAGGUUGUGGCCCGUAUAACCAGCCUGCCUGAAGUCGAUAGCAUCCAUCCGCUUCGUGCCGGACCACCACCUAUGGCAGUCAAUCCUGGCGAUGAUCCUCGAAGUAUCAAUCAAGGUUAUCUCAAUCCCGCCCCUGAUGGCAUUGACGCACGUUACGCUUGGACCCUUCCAGGCGGCGAUGGCGCCGGAAUCGGCUUCGUAGAUUUGGAACAAGGCUGGAAUCUCAGUCACGAAGACCUCGCGGCUCAAAACAUCACUCUCAUCUCCGGCCGCAAUGCCUACUACUUCGAACACGGCACCUCGGUGCUCGGUCAGGUUCUGAUGGUCGACAACAAGAUCGGCGGAAUCGGCAUCUCCUCCCGUGCAAACGGUCGCGUCAUCUCUCAGCACCGAGACGACUGGUCAUACAAUACUGCAGACGCUAUCGUAGACGCCGCGGCCCGCAUGUCCUACGGCGAUACUCUGCUCCUCGAAGCCCAAGAGUUCGAUCCCGUGAGCGGCGCAUACUACUGGCCGGUCGAAGUCUCGGACGCAAACUACGACGCCAUCCGCAUAGCGACCGCUCUCGGCAUCACAGUCGUCGAAGCCGGGUGUAACGGUGCCUACGACCUCGACGCCUACGUCAACGCCGCCGGGAAGGCAAUUUUCAACCGCUCCAGCCCCGACUUCCGCGACAGCGGCGCCAUCAUUGUUGGUGCGGCGUCGUCUACCUUACCGCACUACAGGAUGUAUUUCUCCAACUACGGCUCUCGUAUCGACGUCUUUGCGUGGGGCGAGAAUGUGGAUACGACCAGCACGGAUUAUACGGGUACCGAUAACGACGAGUAUACCUCUUGGUUCAACGGCACGUCGAGCGCUUCGCCCAUCAUUUCUGGGGCUGCGUUGAUCCUCCAGGGCAUCGCUGAGAGGAGUCGAGGGAGGAGACUCCCGCCUAGAGAGCUGAGGAGCCUGCUGCAAAUCGAGGGCACCAAGAGUCAGGACCCGGCAUUCGAUAGGAUCGGAGUGAUGCCGAACCUUAAGGCGAUCAUUAACGCCCAGGGGCUGGAUCAUGGCUGCUGUCAGCACUGUCGCGAGAAGUGGUGCAGAAACCGCUGCACGAAGUGUUGGGAGAACGGCUGUGGUCAAGGUGAGGAACACUGCAAGGAGCGAUGCAGGAAGGAAUAG
Messenger RNA from Coniosporium apollinis CBS 100218, 1590 nucleotides. RefSeq lists its product as uncharacterized. Lineage: Eukaryota; Fungi; Ascomycota; Dothideomycetes. Gene Ontology annotation, biological process: proteolysis. The coding region runs from base 1 to 1590 and encodes 529 amino acids. The transcript has a single exon. Gene Ontology annotation, molecular function: serine-type endopeptidase activity. The record is from RefSeq and is a predicted model, not a curated record.